This is a messenger RNA of Gongylonema pulchrum, 564 nucleotides long. The record is from the annotation of a GenBank genome assembly. Lineage: Eukaryota; Metazoa; Nematoda; Chromadorea; Rhabditida; Gongylonematidae.
GAUGAGAAGGAGAACAAUUUCAAGCAGGAAGGCAGCCCUGCUAAGUCAUUUGGCCGUUCGAUGUCAAUUGGCCGUUCGAUGUCAGUCAGCCUCGAGGCCCUAUCUCCCUUCGCCCUGGAUUUAGCUGCAUGCAGUGUUUUGGGUGAAACGAACAAUUCUCGUGCGACCACUUUCUCGCAUCGAACUGACGAAGUUACUGAUAAUAACGAUAAGAAAACUGACACACAGUUCAAAGAUGAUGACGAUGGCCAUUCAACGGAUAGUGACGAUUAUGAGAACCAGCAAAAUGAUGAGGAAGAACCAGUGAAUUCCAGUGAUGACGAACUGGAGAUAUAUCAUCGAUUGAAAAGCGGAAAAAAAUCGAAGAGAACCUCCGAGUACAUUGAAGCAGAGGCUGCAUUGUCCGGGGACGAUGUCGGGAGUGAUGAAGGCGACGACGAUGACGAUGAUCAGCUGGAUGCGUACGAAGCUGAAGAAGGAGAUAAGGAUGAUCUGCCCGACGAGGAAACAAUCAGGGAGCAGCUCCAGAAGCAAUUCCAGAAACAGCAGAUGGCAAGAUUUUGA